AUGAAAGGUUAUAAGUACAGCCUUCACUGUAGAAGUGUGGUCAUUGUCUUCAUCAUGGUGGCAUCCGAAUUACCUUUCGAGAUUACUCGUCGCAUUGCAGACUUUCUUCAACCCAGAGAUAAAAUUCAGUGCUGUUUCGUGUGCAAGGCGUGGCUGCCUGCUAUUCAGGAAUCUCUUUUGGAAACCAUAGUGAUUAAUGAUUAUGGAAAAUUCGCCAAAUCAGUAGGUCUAUCCGGUUCAACAAGCAAUUUCCUUCAAAGAUAUGGCCACAGUUCUCGGAAGCUUCACAUAGGCCAAUAUGCUCAAAUAUUUGGUGAAGAACUUCUUGCCCUUCAGAGAUGUCUUCCGCACAUACAGUACUUUAAAUGGAGUACUGCGAAUAUCGAUGAGUAUACAUUUAUUGAUCAUUCUGGCUGGAAGUUAUGGGAGUUCCUCACAGAUCUCGAAGUAAAAGUAUGGGUCUAUGUUCCUCACACAGCACCAUCCUUAUUUUAUUCAUUAUUCUCUAAAAUACGACCACUAAGACGACUGGAGUUCAAAUAUAUGUUUAAUACCGGUUUAUAUAAGCACACAGUUGGCGAGUUUGAUGCCCUUAAUAAUAGUCUUCCAGAACUGACUCGCAUGGCUCUGGGAGCUCAACUACUCUCAAUAACUCUACACGAAUUAUCAAUGAUCAAAAAUGUAAAGCCGCUGCAAUGUUUAAAAAGCCUGGAGGUCAACCUCAUUAAUUCUACAUAUGAAUGGCUGUAUUAUAUCGCCAUUAAGUUUCCAAAUAUCAGUAUUCUUAAGACCAUAAUAUUCGCUAGUAACACGGCUAGCGAACAGAGCUUAGAGGUGGCCAAAAUGUUUGCUCGGAUUCCAUACCCCUUUCAACAAUUGGAAGAAAUCAAUGUCAGGGUUGAACUAGGCUCAGAACAGAUAUUUAUUGAUUUUGUAAAGCAGCUCUAUCUUUUUAAAGCUCCAAUCAAGACAUUAUGCCUUUCUUUGGGUGGAUCCGUUCAAAUGUCGGCCUUUUCAAGAGACGUCUUUGAGUCGAGGAACAUAUUCUCGUCUACUUUGGAAAAAGUGACAAUUAAAGCGUCUUCGUUAACUUUGAUAUUUUGGGCAUAUACGGAUAAUCUCGAGCAUUUCCCUCACCUAGUCGAUCUCAAUAUCCAGGUUGAAGAUUCUACAAGCGAGAUAGAUAUUCUUCUGGACCGAUGUCCUUCAUUAAAGACCUUCCGUUUUGAUUCGGGGACUCUUCGUCGCCGCCUCUUUGACCGAGUCACAUCGGAAUUUUCAACAAAUCAUGGCCUGCGCGAAUUAACUCUCACUUCGACACAUAUCGUCACUGAUACACUCAAUUACAUCUCACAUCGUUGCAAGAAGCUCAAGAGCAUGUUUCUUGAGAAUGUAUAUGUAGCAAAACCGAAAUCAGAAGAUACAAAGACCAAUUGCAUCGACAUGUCAUCGACAAGCUUUAUACAUCUUUCUAUUGGCAGUGUUAUGUUUGUUGACCCAUCUACCAAAAAUAUCAUCAAUAUAUUUGCUUUAUCUUCAACAAUGAACCCUAUAGGGAAUACAUGGGUAUACUGUGUACCUGAUGUUGAAUGCCGUACACGACGGGAACCCAAGGGAUGGAUUAUAGGUGGAGAGGAAGCAAAGUACGUCGAAGACUUUUUCCGCAAUUUCUCAGAGAUAGUGGAGAAAGAAUAUACCGAAGAACAGCUUUACAAAGAUGAAUAUGCUAGAAUGGUACCCAGCUGGAAAGAUAAUCUUAAUAAUGGUUAUGCUAUGUUUAAAUAUGGAUCUUUGAUAAAUCUAAAUAUCAUAUCCUAA
Messenger RNA from Phycomyces blakesleeanus NRRL 1555(-), 1818 nucleotides. RefSeq lists its product as hypothetical. Bases 1 to 1818 code for a protein of 605 amino acids. Gene Ontology annotation, molecular function: protein binding. Lineage: Eukaryota; Fungi; Mucoromycota; Mucoromycetes; Mucorales; Phycomycetaceae. The record is from RefSeq and is a predicted model, not a curated record. The transcript has 3 exons.